AUGUCUUCUCGACAGCGUCGACCUCAGACGGACCGUACCCGCAUCGUCGACUCAAUGGGUCUGCCUCCGCGUGAGCCCGUCCGCGAGCCGUACAGUUCCACCUACUCGUCGUACUCUCGCUCGCGCGGAGAGCGCAAUGGCGCUGGCGGACGAUCCAGCGAACGGUCCUUCGAUGCCAGACGGGCGGCUGCCGCUGCCACCACCGGUGUUCGUUCGAGCGCUUAUGAGGAUGAUGACGAACUCCGAAGCAGGCGCUCCUCGCGUCAGUAUAGCUCCGACCCACGACAAGACGCACGCAGGUCCAUUGACGCUCGCCGUCCCAGACAUGACAGCCUCCCCGCCCCUCGUUCUCGCCCAAUGAGCAACCGCAAACCCAUCCCCACUUUCGAUGACGACCGGGAUCGUCGCGAUCUGGACGACUUGGACGAGGAGCAAGACGACGAUCUCGACGAGGACCGACGUUCCGAUCGCCGUCGCAGUCUCAAUCCUAGCCGUCGCCCCGACGUCUCGCGCGGCGCUCCCCCUGCCGCCCCUCGCUCCGACCGAGGCGGCGCUGCUCCCGUCCAUGGACGCAAGCGUCAGGACAGCGACCCGCACCGCCAGCCUGAACCGUGGGAGGACUUUUCCAACGCCGCUUACGACUCUCGUCAGCCCCCUCGUUCUACUCCAAGGGCAAGAGACGAGGACCAAGACGACAUUCGCCGCAGACCCACCAACGGACGCUCCCAGAGACCGAGAUCCUACAGCACUCGUUCAGCCCGUGACGACGAAUAUAACUACGAGCCAUCUUCUCGAGCCGGGCCCCGCCGUGGCGCCCCCAGACCCGCACCCGAACCUGAGCCCUCUACUGCACGCGGCGGCGGAGGUCUUCUCACGCGUGUGCUGUCGAAAGCCUCGGGAGGAGCCAGCAGCAGCGACAAGGGAAGGCCUCCCGGAGCUCGCAUGGAGCGAUCUUCGAGUCGUCUCAAUCGCUACAGCGCUCGUCCGCCGACUGAUCGACGCAACGACGAUGAGAGGGAGCUCGCACGCAUCGAAGAGGAUGAAAUGCUUCAGGCCAUGCAGAGUCGCCGCAGCGCUGCCGAUCGUGCAGCCCGAGGCGUCGACGAGGUCGAUUCUCGCAGGAACAGGGACGGAUCCGAGAGCCGCAAACCUGGCUCGCAGCUUUCUAGGGCCAGCUCGGGCGCAGCGGGUCCGCAGCGCCAGGAUCGCGAGCGCCAACGCACCCUCAACGCACUCGAACGCAGGGACGAAGAUCUUCCCAUGAUGUCUCGCACCGACGCGGUCGCCCGUUCGCGAUCUCAGGCCAAGACACAAUCUCGCUCGCAGCCGCGACCCCGAUCGCGUUCCAGAGAGGACGAUCGCUCCCGCCCAACCGUAUCCCACACAAAGUCGACGCGAGAGGCCGCUCUCGCCGCUGUCACUGGCAUCUCUACUGGUGCCGUGGCUGUCAGCGCUAUCAACAAGAAGCGCCGAAAUGGCAAGAAGGCCAAGGACUACGACGAGGACGAGCUGAGCGAUGCCUCUUCCGACGACGACAGCCGUCUCGAAGACGCACCCGAGGCUCCGGAUGUGCACGACGACGACGCGAUUCCUAUUAUCGUCACAGGCAACGCCAAAGCCGUCCAGAAUGGAAAGCAGGUUGCCGUUCCUGCUCCUUCGGCCAAGAAAGCUCCAAAGGUCGCCAGCGACGACGAGGAAGACUCGUCGGAGGACGACUCGGAUGAUGAGAGCACCGAGGAGACCUCGGAAAGAGGACUCGAGACCGCUGCUAAGCCUGCGCCUGCCAUCCGGCAAGCAGCCGUGGCUCCAAAUGGAGCGCCCGCCUCUCGUUCCAACUCCAAAAUCGUGGCUACCAGUGCAAAUGGUGGUGCUGCGCCCAAGGGCUACAUGAACUUCACCCGCAAAUCGCUCGCUGCUGCUGCUGUGCCCAGAGCUGCUGCUGGAAAGGGCCGACCUGUCUCCGACUCGGAGCCCUCCGAGCUCAGCGAAUCCGAGCUGAGCGAAGAGGAGGCCUCAGAGGAAGAGGUGGUCGCACCGCCGAGGCGAUCUCGUGAGACGCCGGCUGCAGCUCUUGCAGCUUCGGCCGGUGGAGCCGCCGUUGUCGGUGCUGGCACGCUCGCCGCUCAGCGCAGCUCGCAGGCGGAGAAGGAUCGUCGCCGAGCCGCGAAAUUGCAGGCCGAGCAAGAGCAGAAAGCCGCCGAGGCCAAUGCUCGAGCUGCCAAGGCAGAGCGCACUGCCGAGAAACGCAGAGCCAAAGAGGAGGCCUCCGCUGCCGCUGCCGCCGCUGCGCUCGCCGCCAAGGAGGCCAAGCGCAACGAAAAAAUCAAGCUCAAGGAGGCCAAGCAAGCCGAGCUCGAGCGCAAGCGAGAGGAAGAGUCCCAGGCCCGCGAUCGGGCCAUUCGCGAAAAGGAGCAAGCCGAGGAACAGCGCCUGAUCGCGGCUCGGGAGCAAGAGCGGGAGCGUGAAGAGAAGGCCGAAGCUCGUCGAGCAAGCCGUCGUCGCCCCCACGGCGCUACUGGCCCCAAGAUGCGCAGUGCAGGCGUCAGGCCGCUUACGCCUCAACAGCGUCACUACCUGAUCAAGGCGCUCGUCAUGCUGCAGAUGCAGAGCGAGUGGGAAGAGCUCGAAAAGCUCGGUGCGCUCACCGAGUACGGCUACCCCUUCUCGAGCCAGCGCUCCAAGUUGACCCGUGUCAAGACCUUUGAGCGUGGAGAUGAUGCCGGAUCCUACGCCGGUGCCGCUCGAGACCCUUACGCCAACGACGACGUCAUGCGGGAGACCGAAAACCUGCAAGAACCGCUCCUGCUUCGCCAUCUCUUCCAUGUGCACCUGCACACGUUCCCUGGCCUGGACCAAGCACCGGAGAAGUACUGGCAGAAGCGCAUCCAGCCUUUCUUCGACGAGAUGGCCGCGCGCAACUUCUCGACCUCGGUCGAGCGUGGCGAAAUCUCCAAGCGUCGUCUGUAUGGCCUUGCCAUGACCCGCUACCUAGGCAGCUUCGUUGCUCGAGGUGUCGGUGUGCGUGGCGAGGGGGAGAUGCGAGGGCCUGGCGUCGGUGAUCCCGGCACCGAGAAGUGGGGCGUCGGCAAGAACUGGGGCAAGGGCACCGUCAAGCGUGGUCUCGACCGUCCCGAGCGUAUUGACUCCGACUUGAUGAACGAAAUCGACCAGCUCUUUGAGGGCAAGGCCGGCGACCACUGGCGUGCUGCCGGCAAGGAGUGGAGCAAGGUGCGACGCGAUUGGUGUGGCUUCAAGGAGAGCAUCAUCGAGAGCGAAACGGGUCUCGAAGAGGUCAUCUCGUACCUCGACAUUGCCAACGUCAAGAACCUGCCGCCGCAGUACCGCAAUUCGGUCGAGUUCGCUCGUGUCCACGCUGCCUACAUUUUCCACGCCUUGUUUGUCACGGCGCCCAACGCGGAUGACCUGUUCAAGAUGGUCAAGGGCAUCCAUGCGCUGGCCCCCUACUGGGGCGCCAAGCAGCUGCUCAAGUACGCCAAUGCCGAGACCAUGAUCUCGGGCAUCCUCUCGCUGUUGCUGGCUCGACCAGGCGGUGCCAAGUCGCUGAUCCAACGCGUCUUCUCUUACGUCAUCGGCAAAGAGGCCGCGUACAUCCAGAAGGAGUUUGUGGUCCCGCUUCGCAAGGAGAUCGACGACCCCGAGCUCACCAAGAAGGUCGAGGACUACGUGCGCCGAGGAGACCGAGUCGAGUCGCGACACAUGCAACGCGAGGCAAAGAAGCGCGGCGAAGACGUCCUGACCACCAUCCUGAUCUCGGCGGACGGCAAGCUGGGCAAGGAUGCCGAGAACCACGUGCUCGAGCUGCAGCGCUGCUUUGCUCUUUCGCCCUACCGCGGCAAUCUCAACUAUGCGUAUCCCGAGACGACGCCAGCAGGGGCCGACCGUCCGCCGAUGCCGACGUGGAACGCGAAAGGCUCCGAGAGCACGCGUGCGCGCAAGUUUGCGCUGCUCAAGCUGCUGCUCCGAGAGAGUCUCAAGCGUCGCGAUCGAGAGCAGGCGGUGGAGAUCGCCAGUGGAAGCCUGAUUCCUGCCAUCAUCAAGGACUCGCUCGAGACCGUCUUCUACCCGGCCAUCCGUUCCAUCGCUAACGCUGCCAACCUCAGCGAGCGACUCGGCGAUCUGCAAAAGUUCAUCGACGACAUGAUUGAGGUGAAGAAGAGCGGCGACAACAGCAUCGAAGGAUGGAUCGCACUGGCCGCACGCCACGAGCAGUCGCUCUAUGCGCUCUUCCACGAAUGCGCUCCCAUCUCGAAACGACUCUGGGACUGGUGCCAGCUCGGAUUGGACUACAUGGCGCUGUCGACCACGGAUCCGGAGCACCCGGCCGAUCGACGCGCGCCCAACCUCGAAGUCAACCUGGAGGAGCUCCUUCAGGACGCCCGUCUGAGCGAUACCGAUGUCAAGAAGAUCAUUGCCGAGGCGGACAAGCUGGCCAGGUACGCCAAGUGGACAAAGGUACGCUACGAGCUGGAUGCUCGCAAGAACUACCUGCUCGGCCGGCCCGAAGCCGGCCACCCAGGUGGCGUCUCGGAAGUCCAGCUGGACGAGACGACUCGCCGCGAGGUGGCAGACAUCGACUCGCUGAUGGCCGACCUCAUGGCCGACGCGGGCGAGACGAUCGACGACGGCGCUUGCGAGGACGGCGUUCGCGGUACCGAGAAGUACGACUUUCCCUGGGCUUUCUUUGACGAAGUCGACCCGCUCAACCAGCACCUGGCGGGCGAGGAGGAGGCGGGCCAACUGCGCUACCCCAAGCCCCCUGUCGGCUUCGCGCCGCCCACGCUCAAGCACAUUCGCAAGGUCCAGCCGCUGUUUUGCGAGCUGCUGGCGUCGAAGCUGCCCGAGUGGCAGUCAGAGGACGUGCUCGGUCAACUACAGAGCGAUAUGCGCCCCAGCAAGGCCGGUGGCGCGGGCAACAGGCUCAGUCUCAAGCCCAAGAGGCCCAAGACGACGUUUAGCGAGUCGGUGAGCGCCGGAGGCGGAGGAGGCGGAUCGAGCUCCUACCCGGCGGAGAACAAGAGUAUUUUGAGCACGGCCACUUCGAGGUUUAGCAGGAUGAGGCUGCCGAGUCUGUUCGGCAGGAAGUAG
This is a messenger RNA of Kalmanozyma brasiliensis GHG001, 5106 nucleotides long. RefSeq names its product PX-associated domain protein. NCBI's taxonomy places the organism in Eukaryota, Fungi, Basidiomycota, Ustilaginomycetes, Ustilaginales. Bases 1 to 5106 code for a protein of 1701 amino acids. The record is from RefSeq and is a predicted model, not a curated record. The transcript has a single exon. Gene Ontology annotation, molecular function: phosphatidylinositol binding.